Clonostachys byssicola is the source of this 420-nucleotide messenger RNA. NCBI's taxonomy places the organism in Eukaryota, Fungi, Ascomycota, Sordariomycetes, Hypocreales, Bionectriaceae. The record is from the annotation of a GenBank genome assembly.
AUGAAGUUCUUCCCGUCCGCCGCCCUUUUCCUCCUUGUUUCAGGAGCAGUUGCUCAAGGUCCGACUACCGGAGAAGAGGAACUGGCUGCCCGAGGCGAACGCCUCAUCGCUCGCGGCGAGUAUCUUAUCGCUCGAGGCGAGAAACUCAUGGCCAGAGGGCCCAAAACUACUAAACCUAAAGAACCUCCUACUGGUGGCAGGGGAAAAAAGCGUGGCCCAUCAUCUCGGACAAAUUAUGACAAUCCCAACCAUCCAGGCAAUGCCCCAAAAGGGGGUUGCAUACAAACUCCUCCCUACGGCGAGUGCCUUUUGCAUGAUGGAGGGAAACUAAAGCCCAUUCCUUGUGGUUCUGAUAGUCCGUGCCGGGUCCCUAAUCACAAGUGCACGUGGACUGGAGGCAAUGCCGUUUGUGAUAAAUAA